This is a messenger RNA of Penaeus monodon (black tiger shrimp), 3834 nucleotides long. RefSeq lists its product as uncharacterized. Gene Ontology annotation, biological process: chondroitin sulfate proteoglycan biosynthetic process; heparan sulfate proteoglycan biosynthetic process. Gene Ontology annotation, molecular function: protein xylosyltransferase activity. The record is from RefSeq and is a predicted model, not a curated record. NCBI's taxonomy places the organism in Eukaryota, Metazoa, Arthropoda, Malacostraca, Decapoda, Penaeidae. Gene Ontology annotation, cellular component: membrane.
UAAUCGAGUGUCCAGACCUCCCAGCGCUUUCUGUGAGCAAGUUAAUACAUAAUCGACCCCCCAAAAAAAAGAAAAACGGAGUUAAAAGAGGAAAGCAUUACGUCAUCUCUCUCUCAGAAGCAUCGCCGGCCGGUCAGGAACACACACGAACGCACUGCCAUGAUUUCCACAAGCCUAAGACCCGCCCUUGACAACCGGAAACUCCAUCAGCUAUCUCUCUUCUACCUCCUUAUCUUCCUCCUCCAAGGUGCAAAGGAGUCCUCAGGGAUACUCGUAGGAGACCGGAACAUCCCUGACAUGUGGGAGCACCGUUAUCAUGAGGAUAUCGAAGGGGAGUUCCUCGUGAGAGAGUUUAUCUUACAGGAGGUGCAUCCCAGGACUGCGUUGCUUUGUCCAAAGGACUUCGCUAUUGCUAAGAUUGCUAUGUUGAUACAAACAGGACCCGACAUCAUUGAGAAAUUUCCCGACCACAAGCUCGACAUACCCUAUGCCCACUGGCUCAUCAAACCGGACGACGACGUGCCCACAGACGAGGAGAGGGGCACUACUAAAUGUCCAACGCUACAAAAGUGUCUCGGGUAUCAGGCCUGUCUCUUCAACUUUGGUAUCGAGUUUUGCCAUAUGGACCCCGUACCUGGGCAGAGAAAGAACUUGGGAGUCAACUUGACCUGCGUUCGAGACGAGGAGCUUGUAAAGUCGAUGCUGAGUGUGAACUACGAGGCAGAAUUUGUCCAUGAGGUAUUCCGGAGAACGAAAUUGGUGCUCCACUUGACCUACAACUCGCGCCUGGAAGAAGUCCUGCCGGAAUUGACCUCCACGGAAGUCAGGGAGCGAGAGGAGUCAGAAUCCGAGGUCUUCCACGCCACCUGCCCUGACCUCGAACGGGCAGUAGACGCGGGGUACAGAGGUCACUGCCAUAAGGAACCUCCAGCGCCCAAGGAGGUCAGCGAAGGACUGUGGGCGCUCUUGGGGAGAGUACCGUCCAGAACGUGUCGUGAAGAACUGCAGCAGAUCUACUGUUCCUUCUUGUACCAGAACAAAGGGCUCUGUUUCCCUCCUUUUGUUCUCGAACCGGGACACAUGCAGCUUCUGAGACUCAUCUACCGACCUCAGCAUCAUUACGUCAUCCAUGUGGACAAGCGACGCGAGGAUACACGUUCUACGCUGAUUAUGCUGAUCGCUAAACUCAUGCCUGGAGCUAAGAACAUUCGGGUCCUCCCGGUGAGCCGCUCCUUCGUGGCCUCCUGGGGCUCCUACAAUAUCGUCCGGGCGGAGCUGGAGGCCUUCGAGGAGCUCCUGAGGAUGGGGAUUUGGGACUUCGCCGUCAAGCUGAGCGGAGCCGACCUCCCCCUUCGCGAUGUGGACGACUUGAGUGCCACGCUGGCGCCCUACAGGGGGGAGAACUACGUGCCGCUCUUCGGGCAUCGCAACAGGGACAUGAAGGCCGACCAAGGGCUCGUGUGGGAUGUCUGGCAUGGAUGUGAAGGCUAUGUGUACAACGUAACGAAAGCAGGGGGCCAACCACACCCUGAGGAAAUACCAAUCUACACAGGCUCCCAGUGGUCAAUUAUGGGUCGAGAUCUGACAGACUACGCCGUGACCCAUGAACGCCGUUCCGAUCAGCUGAACCGAUGGCACUACCACCUGCAGAUGUCGAUCAUACCUGACGAAGCUUACUUUCCGACAGUCACCAUGAAUUCGCCUUAUGCCAACAAAUCCCGUCCCCUUGGAUUCCACUGGCUUAAGAAAUUUGAAGGAAGGAAUACAAUUAAUCUCUGCCGUCACAUGGAAGAUGCGGAUUUUUGCGGCCAGGGUCCAGGGCCUGUCGUGGAAGACGACUUGAGGGAAAUGAUGGAAUCUUCUCACAGAUAUUUCUUUGCUAGGAAAUUCCACACUGAUAACCCUGGACACAGCACGAGGAUUAGGGUAACAGAGCACGUGCGAACCAACUACUACCUGAACCUCCGCCGCCAGAUUCCUCGCGGCCUCCUGAAGCAGCUGGCCGACCUCGCCUUCGUUAGGCUCGAGGAGGACCUGCGCGCACACCCCGUCCUCGGCGCCAUGACGAUCUCGCCCGGGGAUGUGACAGCCUUCAAGGUCCUGCCGCGUCUUCAUCUCACAAAUCCUUGCUGUUCCCUUCCUUUCGAGAGGUCCUUUAAGAGCACACAGGAAUUCGUCUUCUGGGUCGACUUCAACAUUUCCAUGACGUCAUCUCCCCGCCCACAGAGCGACGAGACGGGGUCCAGCGUGGCGGGCGCGAGGGCGUUGGUGGCGCAGCGGCCGGUUUGUGACUGUUACCCCGACGGUCACUUGAGGGCACUGAGGAUUACCACUUGGCCUGAGGAUCCCACUUCGCCCCGACGCAUCCUCUAUGGCGGUCGCAGAUCUGCUCUUACCACCAACGUGCCCCUCCCGUUCGUGAUGCCCGGCGCCGAUACCGUCUACGUAGAGCUGUGGUUCCAUGUGGGUCCGCGGAGCCUAAGCGAGGAGUGCAAGAGGAAAAUCAGGCCUACGGGCAGGCCUAUGGAGUUCGGCAACAUGAACGUGCAGGAGACAAAGGCUGACCCCCUGGAUAUCGUGGUGCAGGUCAUUGACCCGAACGGCAAUGUCAGAUGCGAGGAACGGAAAACAGACUACUGGGACCUCCAACACGUCCAUCCCAACAGGGACUUUGAGAGGGUCGAGAUGCCGUCCUUUUUCACUGUGCUGUGCGGUACGAUGGAACCUGGCAAGUGGACGCUUAGGGUCUUCCAGGACGGAGUACAGGACGCCCGUCAUUAUGAACUGCCUCUCGUGGUUUUACCUUCAUCUGCUGACCUUCCCUCUGACCCCGACCUUCUCCAGCGUAUUGACCUUCUACAGGGUCUCUGGACUAUCGAGAAGGUUACUCUCCUGCCUUUGAGUGAUUAUUAUGGAGAUUCUCCCAGACUUCCACUACGUGACUCGAAACGCCCAUCCUUAUCACCACGAGAAGAAGACAAAUCAAAGAAGCUCCAACGAGAGCACACAUGAAGGAUGUUCAACACCCCCCAAGGAGUAGGAGGUCAGCUGAGGACGAACUUCACUUCGGGUUUCAUCAUGACGACCCCGUGUUCAGCGUGCGCGAGUGGGUGCUCUGUAGCGGGGGUCUGCUCACCACCUCCCUGACGCUGGUCUUCACUUACCACUGGCUCAUCCUGCCGGCGUUGUACGGAGUUCGCCCCUCCCCCAGGAUGCGUCGCUCCGCCCUCCUGGUCCUUAUGUCCAUCCUGAUGCAGAUCGUCGUGUGUGCCUUCUACUGUAGAUGAUCCUGGCCUUCGAGGGGUAGGGGUAGGAAGGGUAAGGAGUGGGGUGGUUUGUGUGUUGGUUGGAUGGUGUCUUAAUACGCGGGUGCUUGAUAGGUAGAGGAAACGUUUUCGCUCUCUGCUGACACGCUCACCGUCUUGGAAUUGCAUAGGGACCCACGCAGAAGAUAUAUACACAGAUAUUCACGCACAAACAGACAAACACAACAGAGGUCAUUGUAGUUAACACGGUCGUUACAGCCAAUGAGAAGGACUUAGUUUUUUGUUUUGUUUUUUGUCCUCUGGGUCUGUGUGCCCGUGAAAUGAAGCGUCGAAGAAACUAUCUCCUCCUCGUAGACACUUUUUUUUCGUUGUCAAUAGUUUCGAAGGUUAAGAUGAGAUAAAGAUGGGGUUAGAUUUUCACUCUGGAAUUUCUCUUUUGUAUUUUGUACUUGAUGUGUUGAAGUCAACGAUAAAAUAGGAAUUGUAUGUUGAGGUUUAUGAUAAAGUAAAGGGUUCUAUUUUCUGUUGAUUUGUUAUGAAUUUUUGAAAUAAACUUGUUGCAAAUGUA